AUGCCGUCGGACGCGCCGUCUCCUCCUCCUUCUGACUCUCCUCCCCCACCAUUCAGCGAGACCGAGAGGUCUUUUGACGAGAAGCAGGAUGCGCUGGGCGCGGAGACAAAGGUGGGAGACGACGGCCGUGUCAACAUCACGAUUCGCGAAGUCAACGACCUGCUUGCCCGCCAGAUCGAACAACUCCAGCUGUCACGCGUCCAGGAGAACCAAAUCCAGGCGGACACAGAGGCAACGCUCGCCGUCCCCGAUGCAACAACCCAAGCCCAUGCCCUCCUCGAAGCAAGUCGCAAGUCGUCGCGUGUUCCCCCGCGCCUGAACGUCGUCAUCCAGGUCGUCGGGUCGAGGGGCGACGUACAGCCCUUCGUAGCCCUGGGCCUCGUUCUCAAGACCCGGUACGGACACCGCGUCCGGCUCGCCACGCACGCCACGUUCAAGAAGUUUGUUGAAGAGAAUGGGCUCGAGCACUUCGACAUUGGCGGCGAUCCGGCAGAGCUGAUGGCGUUCAUGGUCAAGAACCCGGGGCUGAUCCCGGGAAUGAAGUCGAUCAAGGAGGGGGAUGUGGGAAAACGACGGAGGGGCAUGGCGGAGAUAUUGCUGGGAUGUUGGAAAUCGUGCGCCGACGCUGAUGAGGUGGACGAGGGACGCGAACAAGAGGAAAGUGGCAAACCAGCAGCACCCAAGAGAAGGCCAUUCGUUGCACACGCUAUCAUUGCGAACCCGCCCAGUUUCGCGCACAUUCACUGUGCGGAAAAGCUGGGUGUGCCGCUGCAUUUGAUGUUCACAAUGCCAUGGUCUCCGACCCGCGAGUUCCCGCAGCCAAUCGCCAAUAUCAAGUCGUCAAAGGCCAGCAGGAGCAUGACCAACGAGAUGAGCUACACGCUCGUCGACAUGUUGACCUGGGAGGGCCUCGGCGAUCUGGUCAACAAGUUCAGAAAGGAGACCCUCGGUCUGCCUAUCCUGUCGCAGGCCGCGGCCACGGACAUGCUCCAUCGCUUGCGCAUUCCGUAUACUUACUGCUGGUCUCCGGCGCUGAUCCCCAAACCGAAGGACUGGGGCCCACACAUCACCAUCGCAGGCUUCUACUUCCUGUCGCUGGCGUCGCACUACCAGCCCGAACCGGCUCUUGCGGAAUUUCUCGCCGCCGGGCCGCCGCCAGUUUACAUCGGGUUCGGAUCCAUUGUCGUCGACGACCCUAAUGGCAUGACCGAACUGGUCUUCGACGCCGUCAGGAAAACUGGGCAGCGCGCCCUCGUCUCUAAGGGCUGGGGCGGUCUCGGGGGCGACGACCUAGGCCUACCUGCCGACGUCUUCAUGCUCGGCAACGUGCCUCACGACUGGCUCUUUCAACACGUCUCGUGUGUCGUGCACCACGGCGGCGCCGGCACCACAGCAGCCGGGAUCGCGCUCGGAAGACCCACGGUCAUUGUGCCGUUCUUCGGCGACCAACCCUUCUGGGGCGCAAUGGUUGCUCGCGCCGGUGCAGGACCUACCCCCAUUCCGUCCAAGGAGCUCACGGCCGAUCGUCUCGCGGACGCCAUCCUCCAAGCCCUCAAGCCCGAGACAUUGACGCGUGCGAAGGAACUAGGCGACCUGAUCAAAGAAGAAAAGGGCACCGAAGUUGGGGUCGCUAGCUUCCAUGCCCAACUCAACAUAGAGAACCUCCGCUGUGCGCUCGCGCCGUCACGCCCCGCCGUGUGGACUGUCCGGACAGCCAAGUCGAAGGGCCGCACAGCCGCAGCGGACAUUAGACUCAGCGCCUUCGCGGCCACAGUGCUGAGCAACGAAGGUCUCCUCGACGUCAACGCCUUGACAACCCACCGCCCGUGCGAAUACCCGAGCGACUACGGCGUCAUGAGCGCUCACGCAUUGGGGCCCAACCCCGUUCUCAGCACGGCAGGCGGCAUCGCCUCCAACAUGAUCCACAUACCGAUCAACAUCGCGAAAGCAUGGGGCGGACUAGUGUACGAGCCGUACAAGGGCGCCAAAGCCGACGGGCUCAGGGGAUUCGGCAAGGGCCUCGGCAGGGGUCUCGGACACUUUCUCUUCCCCCAGCGAGACAUGGUGGUUGGGCACGGUGCGGCGGGCGUCCGUGUGGCGUACGACGCCAUCAAGAGGAAGUUGGGCGGUGAUUCGACGCUCAGCUUCAUCCUCGCGACGCGCUACGUGGAGGGGUUCGAGGACGUGCAGAAGUCGACCGAGGAGGAGAGGGCCGUGGUCAUUGCGCGAUGGAGUGAGCUCGGCCCGCCCGCGCUGAGGGCCACGACCAGGAGGAGUAAGAGUAGGAGUAGUGCGCCUUCGGGGGCGAGCACGCUGGCGACGAGUGCGAGUGCGAGUGCGAGUGCGAAUGUCAGUCCCAGUCCUAGCCUUUCGCGGCUGACGAGCCAGACGAGCACGAAGAGCGCGAAGAGUGAGAACAGGUUGUCGCGGCUGUUCAGCCAUUCGAGGGCCGCGAGGAGUACAAAGAGUGAGGUGACGCUGGUGCGUGAUGCUGCUGCUGGUGAGACGAGCGCGAGCACGAGCACGAGUACGCCUCCUCCGUAUUCGCAUGCGAAUGAGACCGGGCAAAACGAAGGCAAGGGAUCGGCCGGUCCGUGA
This is a messenger RNA of Cladophialophora carrionii CBS 160.54, 2598 nucleotides long. RefSeq lists its product as uncharacterized. Bases 1 to 2598 code for a protein of 865 amino acids. Gene Ontology annotation, biological process: carbohydrate metabolic process. Gene Ontology annotation, molecular function: hexosyltransferase activity; UDP-glycosyltransferase activity. The record is from RefSeq and is a predicted model, not a curated record. Lineage: Eukaryota; Fungi; Ascomycota; Eurotiomycetes; Chaetothyriales; Herpotrichiellaceae. The transcript has 4 exons.